Lingula anatina is the source of this 2380-nucleotide messenger RNA. RefSeq lists its product as uncharacterized. Lineage: Eukaryota; Metazoa; Brachiopoda; Lingulata; Lingulida; Lingulidae. The record is from RefSeq and is a predicted model, not a curated record.
AUGCCCGUGAGUUGGACCUUUAUUUGAUAAUGUCCUGUACUAUAGCUGGAUAUCUAUAUUCGUUUGGGUUGCAGUAUAUUAACGUCUGUAUUAUUGUUGUCGACUGGCGUCUCAGGUGGUCGUUAGAAAUCAUGCAUGACAACUUUUUAUUCUUGACAAAAUAUGUUCAAUUACGGAAAGACAAACUUAGUCAUUUCGCAAAUUAGACCACAGAGUGGGAUAGCGUUAGAUUGCAAUUGCAUAUUUAGGAAGUUUUGAACUGUUUUCUUAUUUAAGGUGUAUGCUUGCCGUCUCGUCUCUCGUCUGCAUAUAAUUCAUUCACACAGCGAAGAGACAUUCUCCAUCUUCUGUUCAGACUAUCUAAAUUUUCUUCCAAGAAGGAACCAUACAAGAUUUUAGCAUCCGGCAUCUAAAAUAUCACUGUCACACGCAAUGCGCUGUGGACAACGGGAAUGCUGGGAAAUCAACAAAGGAAGCAAAUAAUUACAUCCAUCUUUGUUUCAUAUUCAGCAGAAUCUACGAUUUGCAAACAACAAAUCGACAAGUUAAAAUUGUUCCAUCACUUUUUAUCCAUCAUUGCCGUCCGCAAGUUAUUGAUAUCGAAUCUUUAAAGAAUGGACAGGAUGAAUUUGUAUGUAGAUCGUGAUGUUCCAGUGUUGAACAUUUGACGGACAAAAUCGAUCGAAAAUGUCAUGAAUUAAACAGAGAAACUCAUCGCUAUUGCAAAGUACUGAUAACAGUGCAAGUAUUGCACCGCUCAAUCAUAGUUUUAGCUCACCUUUACAAGAUGGCCACGGCAAUAGAACGACUAAAAGUGCACGGUAAUCCUGUUCCGCGUAAAGGAGACUUAAGACCGCGACAAGGCAAUGAACGUCCUUUUACACAAGGGGCUUUUGAUCCAAACAUAUUCUUUGACAUGGAAGACGUAGCUCUUGAACCCGUUGGCACCGGCCCCACGGAUGUGUUGCUUAAUCCACUGAACAAUCGCACUGGGUUUUACGGCAAGAAGAUUUCAGUGACAAGAAAAAAUCCAAAAGACAAUAUGGGAGUACAAGAUUUCGUAAUAACGGGGACUACCGUUUCACAUCCUGGGCAUGAUUAUUUAACACGUUCAAAGACUACGUCCUCAAUGCAUUUACCGAGACCAGCAGCACAAGAAGAUGGUAAUCUAAGUGGUAACCAAAAAGGAAAGUACACAACAGGGAAUCAGCCGUUUAAAGUAUUAAAUCUUCCUUCGCUGACAUCUAUACCCACUCCUCAAGGUCUUUCAGAGCCACAUGUUUCUAGGAUAAACCACGGAAGGGAGUUAGAAAUCGCUGGGGUUUAUCUUGGACCAAGCACGAGCGACUUCGAAACGAGUACAGAGUACAGCUCAUACAGACGUUUCCCCAAACGAAUGAAGCGUUCUAUCAAAGCAGAGAAACCUACAGAUAUAGAUAAACUACAAGCUUGUUUGAAUAUUCGGCAACCAAGGGAUUCCUCUUCAUCGAUGCAAGGGCAUAAUGUUAAAUUACGACAUAACACCCAGUUCAUGCAGAGGAGAAAUUACCUAAACCCAUACAAAAACAUUAACAAGAACAAACGACCAACUGCCUUUGGCAACUUUAAGUACCAAUUUGAACACGUGGAUAGUUAUGUGAAUUUUAACCAAUUAUAUUCUCCCGGACAGCAAGAUAUGCAGGUGUCUACGGUACUAGCAAAGCAAACUAAAGCUCACUCAGACACGUCCAUAUUACAACUGAUGGAGGAAAUGAAUAGACCAAGGUCACGUGACAGACGGUCCGGGACUUUGUAUUCUGAUAUUGGUGCUCACAGCGAUUUAGAUGAAUAUUUUAGAAUCCGAUCAUCUAGGAUGGAAAGACGAACAACCGCUUCUUCAAAAUCUGCCAAAUCUGCCAAAACGGCUCUAGACAACAUUGUCCCAGAAGCUAACGAGGAUGUAGAAUGGGCAACACAAAACCCGCCUAAUUCGCCUGGCCCAAGGACAACGUAAAUUUCCUCAUUUACGGCAUUUAAAUAACGAUAUGUACUUUUACUUUGUGUGUAAUUCUGCGCACUAUUUCGAGUAAUCCAAUUUGAACUAUAAAUUGGAAAGCACAACGGAGAUUUUAAUGUCUAGAUUGUAGCAAGCACCAACACAUAUUCAAUACCAUACUAAAUGCUCACAUUAUUGUACUGCCGCUAUAUUUAAAGAAAGACAAAGUGAGCAUGAUUUUGUAUAAAAAGUAUAAAAGUAUAAAGACCAACCAGUAGAAUGCUAAACUUGCUGGUGGGUUUCGUGCAGACCUUACUGUUUUACAGAGAAACAUUAACAACCUGGAGAUGAUAAUAAUACAACUUACCGCUCUCAAAAUGUAAUUGCUCAAUGUGCAUUUAAAUA